Molecule: messenger RNA, 4039 nt
Organism: Williopsis jadinii
Lineage: Eukaryota; Fungi; Ascomycota; Saccharomycetes; Phaffomycetales; Wickerhamomycetaceae
Gene: SIP3
Product: Sip3p
Exons: 1
Coding region: 229-3762 (1177 amino acids)
Cellular component (GO): endoplasmic reticulum; cytoplasm; plasma membrane
Molecular function (GO): protein binding
Source: RefSeq, a predicted model, not a curated record
CGCCAAUUGGCUCUUCCCAUUGAUUAUUCUCUCCAGCGCAGGUUCCACUAAUUAAACUGUAGAGUUGGCAUUAUCGUACACACCGAGGAUUUUAUUUUCCGUUCCCGGGGUUUCUCACAAGGUUGUUGUUUACGUCUCACACCUGGUUAAUACCGCCUCCUCUAUAGCAAGACACAGCUGAGAGAAACACGGCGUUCUCUGGAAGAAAACACGGUGCAAAGAAAGACCAUGCCAUUGUCCAGUGUGUUAGGCACGGAUCUUCCUCACAAAUCACAGCACAAUGAUACACAUGCUCCGCAAGCCGUGAAGAAGGCGAAGUUGAUCAAGCUCAUUUCGGUUCGGUUAAAGGAAGCUGCUUUGGACUCGCCCAGUUUCAGGGCCAGUACGAACUACCAGUGUAGUCUCCUGGACCAGAUAGAGCAGUGGAUCGAUGGGCUGAUCAGGGCCUUGAGGAGGUAUCCGCAACAGUAUAGUGAUUUCAGAGACGUGAACUCAGUUGUCCUGGGACAACUGAUUCCUGAUCUGCUCAAGUUCUCUGUUGUUGGUGAAGAAACCACGAUGAAUGUGCUGAAGACCGCCAAGGGGAGACUGGAGACCCUCUGGAAUGUUGGUUUGGAUGAUAUGGAGCUCAACGAUACCGAGGUGAUUGAACUGCUGUCGCAGUUCCUGAAGAAGGACAUAAAGAGCUACAAGGACAUUCGAAGAAACUUUGAAUAUCUACAGAGCAAGUAUGACUCCUUGCUGAACAAGUUCUCGUCGCAAUCAAAGACGAGAGAGCCUUCGGCGUUGAGAGAAGAUGCCUUCCAGCUCUAUGAGGUUAGACAGUCAUACUUGGCUGCUGCCUUUGACAUCUGUGUGGAGAAUUCCAAGUUCCAGCAAGCCUUGGAUUACAUGCUGAUCAAGUUCUCCCAGUUGAGUCUACAAGGGAAAUCCAACUAUGAUGAGAAGUACAACUCCAAGCUUGAAGCUUGGGCGAAAGCUGGAUCGAAAUCAACAAAAGCACUGUUGCAAGACAUGAAGCAAUCAAGAGCUCAGAUCGAGAAGGCAACAGCUUUGCAGUAUGCUCCGUCUCGAGAGCUGAGAGACCAUAAUAUUGCCUUGAUCAACGUGAAUGAACUCAUUGACACUCACGCAACUUCUCCCGAGAGUAAUGAGAAGCACGCUUGGCUCUAUAUGAAAACCAGCGUCGGUAAGCCUUCUAGACAGGUGUGGGUCAGACGUUGGGUAUUUGUGAAGAAUGGAAUCUUUGGCUUGUUAUCAUUGUCACCGUCAAGAACGUUUGUCCAGGAAACAGAUAAGAUUGGUGUGCUAUUGGCCAAUAUUAGGUACGCACCGGAUGAGGAUCGAAGAUUCUGCUUUGAAGUGAAAACCAUCGAUUCUACAAUCGUGUUCCAGGCUGAAUCUCUUGUUGAUCUGAAGUCUUGGUUAACCGUAUUCUCUGUGGAGAAGCAGAAGGCCCUGGAUGCUGCUGACAGCGAGGUAGGGAAAUACGCAUUUGGACGUUAUCCUCCACUGUUGCAAGAAUUUGCUUCGACUUCGUUGACCUCUGUUGACAUCGAACUGACAAGUACAAAGAUUGAAAACAACAACAACAACAGUGAGUCUCAUACGCUGCUCACCUCCACAAACCUUUCAAAACUUAUCGAUGGGUGCGAAGGUACAGAGUUCCAGUUCUCAUCAUCAUCAGUGGGGGAGUUUAGAGAUCCAGACUUGAAUCCCCCAAUGGUCACUGCUAGGUCGAAGCUGGCAUUGGUGGCCCAUGCUUUCCUUGCUCCCACUUCUAUACCUACUGCUGUCACUGCCAAUAUUUGGGGAAGUGUGAAUUGGGGUAUCUAUUAUAUGAAUGAUAGUGGUGACAGCUUCUAUGGAUUCAAGCAGGAUAACUUUUCUGAAAACAACUUGACCUCUCUAACCAAGAAGAAGAACUUCCCACCUUAUUAUCCGGCACAUCUGAUGAACUACGACAUCCAGUUGAAAUCUCUCUUUGAAGCCUCAAUUGAUCCACAGGAACUAGUUGUGGCUCAUUUCACUUGUCUCUGGUGCCUCAAUCAGACUCAGGAGCUUUCGGGAAGGUGUUUCUUGACAGUCAAUUGUGCGUACUUCUACCUUAACAGCACUGGUUUCAUAUCGCUGUCUAAAAAGCCGAUAACUGAAUUCGUUGCUGUUGAUGUUAUGGCAGAGAAGGACUGGGAAGUUAUCAAGGUGUAUGGUGUUGAUGGGUUAAGCAUGAAGGGCCGGCUCUUCAUGCAAGAUGGUAAGCUGCUACAGAAGAAGUUUGAUCUAUUGAUAAAUAACGUUGCAAGAACGAAACCAAAAACGCAAGCAGAAAUCAUCCCCUUGAUUGAGGCAAUGCAUUCUGAGGAAGCUGCAAAGAACACGGAAAGUUCUGUGAAGAGUUCUGAUACAGACGAUGCUCCUUCCAAAAAGUAUGACGAACUGAACUCAUUCCAACCUUUUACAGGAGUCCCUGCCUCAGGUAGCAAAAUGAAGACUAAUUACCAAAACGAGUUCGAACUCACAAAGGUUGCCAAUUUCAGGGCACCAGCAAAGGCUGUCUUCCAUAUCCUUUACGGUGACCAUUCCUCUCUAGCACGGGACUCUAUUGCACUUAUCGAUACAGAUCAGUUCAACAUUUCUCCCUGGUUUAAAGAAGGUGAAAAGCUGACAAGGGUUUUGGACUACAAGAUUGAACUAUCAAGGAACAUGAUUAGCGGAUUUUCACGGCAUGAUUCUAGUGUUGAUAAUAGAUCGAUCCAGACUGUCGAAGAACUUGUCGAUAACAAGUACUAUCGAAUUCAAGAGGUGAGGGAUGCAGUUCAGGUCCUUGGAGGGAGUAGAUUCAGUGCAAUUCGAAAAAUCAUCAUCAUCGAGACCGAUGCAAAGAGCUGUAAAGUUCUGUUCUAUACAAAAUUCAACUUCACCAAAGGAAAGACGAGCAGACUCAUCACCAAGUUCUUUUCGAAGAUUACAAAGAACUUCCAGAUCAAGGAAAUAAACUCUCUUGUGGAUCAAUUGAGACACUGUGUUGCCGGUUUAGGUACUCAUGGCCAAGUUAUUAAAGCUAUCAGAACAUACGGUAACUUGAGCCAAUCUGAUGUUGACUAUAGACCAAAGGAUGACAUGGUGUUUGACCUAACUCUCCAGAUAUUGUUCAAGUACUAUGUGAGAUAUUGGUUAUAUUGUUUGGCUAAGGGCAUAUUGAACGCUGGUCAUCACAUAUCCGACCUUGUAUCGAGAUUUGUGCUGAGUGUGACGAUGAACAAAUUGCUGAUAGCUCUUCUUGCUUUGUCUGUUGUCUUCAACUUCUUUCUGAUGGGGAGAUCAACGUAUGCCUACUGGAGUACCAAGAACUCGGCUAAACUGGUCAAGAGUGUUAGUGAACAAAUACUCACAACCUCUAUGGAUCGUGCGAUUUCUUUAGAUGAUAUGGAGAUAUUGACCUCUUUCAACUUCAACUCUUCUUCAGGCUGUUUCAAGAAGUUUAUAUCAUCCUUAGAUGACGGUUCCUUACACCUCGGUGAACUGAGAGAACCAAGGCACCAAAUCGCUCUAAAGAGAAACGACCUUCUCAUCCAGCUGAAGAUCUUGGAGAAGGUGGAGAUGGAGCUCGUCGCAGGAAACUACAAGAGUUUUGUGAUUUCGGAACUGAACCUAUGUAAGGUUUCAUUCGAAGAGCUACAAGUUGACAACGAGGCACUGUCUACGUACUGUGAUAGCUGCUCACGGGACUACGACUCUAUCGUCAAUGGAUUGUUAUUCUAAAGAAUAUAAUAACCAUGGUAUAUAACGUAUUUAUAAUCAGGUGUAAGUCUAUUUUGUAUUCUCAUGUAAGCUGUUGUGAAGCCUCUAGAGGCCUCUUUUGGCAAGGUUGUCUGCGAUUUCCAGGUACAAGGCAACACUAUCGAUCUGAGGGCCUCUUGUACCUGGUGUUAAUGAACUCAUAAUCUGUUUAAACCCAUUUGUCCAGUUGAUGAGAUCCAGAUGGUCAACGUUCAUCAGAGUACCUAGAUAGCUGCCCCAUUUAGACGAUUCUACACUC